AUGUCUGACUAUACAGGAGAGAGAGAGAGAGAGAAGGACUCGGAGAACAGCAAACCAAUUUUCUACUGCCGCAAGUUUAUGUCUGGAGCCCGCAACAGCAACUGGGCCAGCAUGGGAGUGUGUGUUACAUUCCUGGGAAGGUUCUACCAGAGUCUAAAGGACAAUGAUGUUGAGUUCACGCCAGCCAGUAUUGAAAAGGAGCUCUUGAAAUCCUGCAAAGAAGCAAAAGGCAAAGAGAACCGCCUGUGCUAUUAUGUUGGGGCCACAAGUGAUGCAGCCACCAAAAUCAUUAAUGAGGUAUCAAAGCCCAUGAGUCAUCACAUCCCCGUGGAAAAGAUCUGUGAGAAACUAAAGAAGAAAGACAGCCAGAUCUGUGAACUAAAAUACGACAAGCAGAUCGACCUGAGCACCGCCGACCUGCGCAAGCUGCGCGUCAAGGAGCUGCGCCGGAUCCUGGACGACUGGGGCGAGGCGUGCAAGGGCUGCGCCGAGAAGUCCGAUUUCAUCCGCAGGAUCCACGAACUGAUGCCCAAGUACCGGCCGCCAUCGGGCUCUCCCGGGAGCGGGAGAGGGCCCUGGAUUACUACGGGCUGUACGACGAGCGUGGCCGCCCUUACAGUUACCCCAUCGUGGCUGAAGAAGACCUGA
This is a messenger RNA of Chaetura pelagica (chimney swift), 648 nucleotides long. RefSeq names its product mesencephalic astrocyte-derived neurotrophic factor (gene MANF). The transcript has 5 exons. Bases 1 to 648 code for a protein of 215 amino acids. Gene Ontology annotation, cellular component: endoplasmic reticulum. The record is from RefSeq and is a predicted model, not a curated record. Lineage: Eukaryota; Metazoa; Chordata; Aves; Apodiformes; Apodidae. Gene Ontology annotation, biological process: neuron projection development; dopaminergic neuron differentiation.